AUGGAGGCUGUGAGACCAAAGAAGACUAAGGCCAAGAGCAGCACCAAGUCUCAGUCUGUCAGGAAGCCAAAGCAGGCACAGGAAGAACAACUCUCUACACUCUCUGCCUCUGUCUUUACUGACAUCCCCCUCAGUCUGCCUUAUGAUGGACAAGAGGAGCAAAAGGACCCUGUUCAGAUCACUGAGACCAGGGCACAGCUCUCACAUAUCUCCCCUGAGCCUUCAAAGACUUCCUUAUCACAGUCUUCAUCCAAAUCUGUGUUAACCAAUACGUCACAGUCUACUGCCAGUGUGUCAGCAGAGACAUCACAAGGUACAGAACAUCUGAGGGGGUCAGGAAAGAAAAAUGAAGAGGAUGGCAGUGCAACAGCACAGGGAAAUAAACUUAGAGCUGCAUCACACAACAUUGAAAAGUUGGGGAAAGCACAGGAAAAAGACACACAGUCUUGGAAUAAACCUUGUAUUUCAUCUCAGUUUGAGAUGACAAAUGUCGCUAGUGCCCCUGCACUUUAUCCAUCUCUGCCUAAACUCGAAGAGGGUCCUGUGAUACAGCUUACCAUGCCAAGUGUGAAAAGUAGUGCUCAAGGUCCUGCAGUGUUGGCACUACCUGAGCAGGAGUCUUCGCCUCCAGGUUCACAACGGCUGGAGUCUGUAGCUGAACUUUCCAGAAGCAAACUUUACCCAGAAUUACCUAAAACAGCUCCAGAAAUGCAGCCCUUAACACUGGAGCAGCUCGGUGUCUGGGAGCCAGGUGGAGGUUUAUCCUGGUUAGAUGGUGUUGAAGUGUGUGAAGCUCAGUUUUGUGCUUUGGCACGACAAGAAAGCCAUGAACUGACUGAGCUGCUGCAGAACUACUGGCGCUGCCGUAGACAGCUUACCCAGUCACACACACAGCUACACACACUGUCUUCAGACUGCAAGAGCACACAGAACCGUCUUUGGAGCUUCAGAGAUGAACAGCUCACACUUCAGGGAGUCUGUGCAGACCAGUCCAAAGUGUGUGGGUACCAUCGUUUCCAGCAGGCCGACUUCUGUCAGAGUGUUCUUGCUGAACUAAGGCGACUGUUUGAAACACGCAGUGAGCUGCUCCAUCAGAAGGUGGCGCUGCAUGCAUACACUGCUCUGUUGUCACGGCUGCAGGUGGAGUCAUAUCUCUAUCAACUUUUAAAAGACUUCUCUGGCAGGCAGUCACAGCCUUGUUCUCUCCAAACUCUGAAAGAAGCCAUAAGUGUUCUAUUUAGCUUCACACGUAGAGUCCUGGAUGACACACAGUUCCAAUCAGACAUCCAUCACUGGCUGGAGAGAUUGGUGGCUGUUCUUCUCCAUGUUGGAGGAUCAGGAGAACAUCUUUAUAUUCUGUGCCACCUUCUCUGCUGUCCUGCGGAGGUUGGAAAGUGGGCUUCAUCUUUUCUUCAGAUUCAAGUUUUGGGAAACACUUUUGGAGUGGAGCAUUUCAUGCAAGCUUUGGCUGUUUUAAUGUCACCGCCCAGACACCGGGCAGAGUUUCUGGGCCACAUGAAACCAUGUGAUCACCAGAGUUCUUCUGGGUCUGAACCAGGGUCUGGAAAUUGGACUCUAGUGGAUGAAGGUGGAGAGGAGGACGAGGAUCCAGAGAGCAGCUGGCUGCUUCUCUGUGAGGAUGAUCUGAUCUCUUUACUGAACCAGUUUCCCUUCCAGCAGCUCUACUCCCACAUGCUGGGCAUCAGCAGACAAGGAGUGUACGAGCCCCAGGUCUACUCCAGUCAGAAGAUGAUGCGUUUGUUUGCUUUUGCAUCCUCCCUCAUCGAAAUUCUCGCUCUGGGCCUACAGACCUACAACCGAGCCAGAUACAGACAACUGGUUAAACGAAUCGGACACAUCAUAAGGAUGACAUUGUGUUAUGUCAGCGAUCAUUGGGCCCAGUACGUGAAUGGAGCUGGUGUGGCCAGAUCUAGUUCUCAUGUUCACACUCUGUCUUUUGACACACUGCAGCUGGAGUAUGAUCAUCUUUUCCUCAGAGCUGUUUUACAUGUUCUAAGGAACAAAAGGUUGGGUAUUUGGUUGUUUAUGUCUGAGAUGCCUUACGGGACAUUGUCCAGCUCUAUGCUCUGGAAGGUACUUUAUGUCAUGCAGAGAGCUGAGACGGAAGAACCAGAAACACUUGGCAUUGCCAGAGACCUGCAGUCCUGUAUUCAUACUCUCAGAGACCCACAGCACCAGAAGAGGUUUGAACAGUGGCUGUGUGAGGUGAACAGCUCUGAUGGCAUCUCCCUCCUCACUGCCCUGGCACACAUGGCCACGCCGACUCAGCACACAGACCCUGUGUUCAUCACUACCAUAACACUAUUGAUCUAUCAGGUGUCCUAUGUCAGCAUGUCCACCAGAGAAAUAUACUCUAAGGUGGGGAGGGAGUUACUUGCUGCCAUAGCUACAGCCCACCCCUAUGUAGUUUCUGUGCUCCUGAAUCGACUAAGAGAGACCAUACAAACUGUAGGAAUGGUGGCUCUGUACUUGUGUAAAGAGCUGCCUCUGAGUCUGUGGAAGCCACAGUCAGAGGAAAUCUGUCUAAUCGGAGCCUGGCUGCUCCAGUACCCUCUGUCUGCAGUGGAGAACCGACUGGCCUGUGUUAUUCUAGAGGGACUGAACUGGGGCUACACACAGAAUGGCUCCUUGGCCCUGCCUUCGUCUCUACACAGUGAAGUGGCUCUGCUGGUGGCUGAAGCCUAUCAGAAAUACCUCACUGACAAAACCUACAGUGGCCUCAUAUCAGAGGGAAUAAAACAGGUAUCCUAUCUUGCCAGUCUCCUUCGUUUGGGUGUCUCUCCUGAAGCCUCCUUCAGUCAGUGGGCGUGGCAGCUGCUGCUUCGACUAAAGCUCCAUGGAAAUUCUCAGAGACCUAAAGGAGCCUGGUUCGUUCCUGCUUUGGCUUCCAACCCACCUCCAGAGCUGACACACACUCCCAGCAUGCACUCUGUCCUCAGAGCUGUAAAAGCGGGCAUCCCAAUAGGCUCUUACCUUUCAAUUGCAAUGACAUCAGUAGGACACAGCCUGGAAAAGUUCUGCACUGAUGGAAUCGUCUUGUUAAAGAGUCUGAUCCAAUCUCACCAUCUAAAAGCUGCUGUGCAUCUUUUAGACAAUGUGUUGCCACCGACUUACCCUCUCAGUUAUUACCUGCUCAACAACCCUCAGUUUGUCAGUUGUGUGCAGCUGUUCUUGCAGUAUGACAGUGUCUGUCCUCAAGGUGUAACACAGCAGGUCACCCACCGGGUGGCACCACUCCUGACAGGAACAACCUAUGGAGACAAUGUCCGACUCCUAAACAGUGUCAUACAGAGCCAUAUCAUAGAAAGUUCCCAGCCAAGUCGUGUCGGAGCAGCAGCAGUGUUGGAGUUUUGGGUGGGAAUUCUGACUCAACAGAACUUGUGGUACAGAGACAAAACAGUUUUAUUUCUCAUGGAUCAGAUUUGCUGCACUGCCUUUACAUAUCACCAGGAGGAAUGUGUGCAGAAACUCCUGUACCAACUGCAUAAGAAUGCCCUGGGUUACCAUGGGAACCAGGGUCUACUCUCCUCUCUGGUUGGCUGGAUCUCUGGAAAUGUCACACCUUCCUUUGUAGAUAGCCAAUCACUGAAUGAAGAGAUUUGGUUUGCUUGGCUGGUGUUAAACAUGGAGGGUGUGUUUGAGGAGGACUCUCAGCUGAGACGCUGUGUUGAACUUGAACUGCUGUCUGAGCCAAAUAUGUCCCCAGAACAAGCCCUGAAGAAAGCGCAGCAAAGGCUAAAGUUGCCAGUAGCUCCAUCUCUUCAGCGGCUGCAGGUAUAUCGCUGGGCAUGUCAAGCUUUAGCCACACCCCCUGAUCACCCGCUUCUUCCUCUGGUCUGGCAGAAGUUCCUGCAGCUCUACCUGAGACAGCCUGGGCCUGAGUAUGGGCUUGCUGCAGGCGGAUGUAUAGGGCGCAGGUUUUUCCAGACUUCAUCUCAGGCCACUUUACUCAAAGAUCUGAGACACAGGAUACAGGAGGUGUCAGAUUUUCACCACGCUGCCAGCCAGGCCCUCAGAGUGCCCCUACCAAACACCCCCUCAUCAGAAAGUAGAAGUGAUGAAACUUCUGACAAUCCUCGCCUGUACCUCACCUCUCCACAACUACACACAGAAAUGGUCAGGUUGUUUGGUGUGUUUGCUCUGUGGCUGGAUGAUGAGACGCUGCAGAAACAGGAAGUUUACCUUCCAUCUCUUCCUCCACAAUAUGAACCACACAGACUGGCACAAGUUAUGCAGCGACAUCAGGAACUGUGGGUAGAAUAUUUGGACCAUGAACGUUUGCAGUAUGAUGAAAAGGAAGUUUUGUCUCUGUGGGAGAAGGUGCAGAGUGAGCCAGUCUUUCUACAGACUCCAAACCCUGGCUUCACUGAUUACACCAACCCAAACAAUGCAAAGAAGCGUAUCCUAUCAAAUCUGGAGAAGCAUCCGACUCCUUGUCCACCUCCAGAGCUGCAGCAGUACAAAGCACCUGUGGCAGACAUUCCAACAAACUGCUUCACUGAUUCUAAAGCGGCUACUGAGCUGCUACAACAGGACCUCAGUAUCCUACAGGACCAAGCACGGGUUGCAGUCGCACGUGAAGCCCAGCAGGUGGCAAUGGAGCAGGAACUCUUGGAGAGUCUUCCUCUACUGUAUAAAAACAAAUCAGAGCAGGUCACAAUGGAUUUAGAGUGUAAAGGGAAGGGAGGGCAGCCGUGCCAGGGACCUGCACACAUGACUGUCACGUGUGAGCGUGUCCAGAGACAGGAGGCCAUGCAGACUCAGAUCACGUCAGUGCGCAGAGACAUCAAAAAACUCCAAACAGAUUCCAUGGCUGCUCCUCCUCAAACCCUGGCCCAGGCUGCAGUCCACACUGAAAACUUUAUUACGGCCCUGGUGAACAUGUGCAAGGCCCAAAAAUCUCCCGCAGUGCAACAUGUGGGCGUCUCCGCCUUCUACCAGGUGGUUUCCUUUGUGUGUGAGGACACACUGCGACAUCCGUCCACACGCCAGUACCUCUCGUCUUGUGUUGAGAUUCUGGGACAGGUGUUUAUCCAGGGAAAUGCAGAGGAGUGUGGUCGUGUCUUGAAGACCAUCCUGGAGCAGCGGCGUCUUUGUCCUCUGAUAUCUCCUUUCUUCACUCCUAAUUCUGCUCCAAAACAGCUUGUCUCUCUCUACCAAGAUGUGGUGUCAUCAUUGCAUCUCGACAGUGCUGAUGUCAUUUUCAUGCUUCUCACAAAGUUUGAUUUGCCUCAGUGGCUGAAUGAAGCCCAGCCCAUAUUUUCAGAGAGAACCCGUUUGCUGGAGUUGGUCCACGGAGCUCUGUGUGUCUGCGGCCGAGACCCUGACCCUGACUUUCUCACACCUUUUCACCUCUUUACCAAACACUGGACAUCGCUGUUACGCCACCAUUUCCCCGACCACUACAGUGACUGUCUGCGUCUCCUCAUGACCAGUUCAUCAAAUCAGUUACUGAGUCCUGAAUGUUGGAAGGUGACUCUUCGAGUUCUGGGCUGUUUACCUCCAACCUGUAGCACAAAGAGUAAAACCGAAUUAACCCUUGGCUCAACUGAAUCUCCUGGACGAGCUGUUGCAGCCCAAAGUUCUCCCUUCAGAUCUUCCAUUAGCCUCUCACCCCAGCAGAUGGAUGAGACUGUUAACUGGCUGAGCGAAUAUUUUCUGCGGAGUCGUCUCAGUAAGCAGGACCUCCGCAGCUUUGGCCUCUUCUCUGCCUGGACUCCCUACGUCAGUGAGGUUGUUUCCCUCUGGGAUCAUUUGGUCACAUCACUCAUCAAUGUGCAGCUCAGCAGCUGUGCUAGAGAACCAGUGGGAAGCAGCAAAACAAUCAAAGUUCUGCAGGAGCUGUACUGUACGAUUGUGAAGUUAUUUAAACCUUGGAUUUUUCCUGUGGACACAGAUGAGGGAGGAAGUCUGAAGUGUUACCCUUGGCUGGAAACUGAUGCGACAGCAGCAGCGCCUCUGGUUGGACUGUAUACUCAGCUGACUGACAGCCUGCAUCACAAAUUCAGAGAUCGUUUGCUGCCUAGUCAAAGAGGAGCGUUGUGGUUGUGUAUGAUGCAGUACUGCCAGAGCUGCACCUCGCCACGCACGCCCGAAUACCUUCUCUACCUUUACCACACUCAGUUCCGGAGCCUGCCCUGGAGAUUCCUGCACCCUGACACUCAGCUCAUGGAGCAGCUCUUCAGUGUGGAGAGAGGAAGUCCCAAGAGCUGCUUCCUGUUUAUGGGUGGAGUGUUAUGUGAAGUGAACUGGGUCAGUGUUAUGAGUGACAGCUUACAGACACCUUCAGCAUCUGCUGCAUAUCCUGCUCUGGGCACCCAGAAGGACUCCCACACCAUGCUUGUCUAUCUGCUCUACAUGUUGGUCUUUCUGGCCAAGGAGGAGCAGCUCCUCAGUCAACAGGAAUCUCCUUUGCUUAGUCUGUUGGUGCAGUCCACCUCUCUGCCCUGGCAUCAACUGGACCUCUCCUCAUACCAAGGCAUUCUGGGAUAUGUCGGCACCCACUACACUCCAUCUUUGCUACUCAGCACAGAUUCUGCCCCUCAGCUGCUGCUAAAAUUGUUGCGUGGUGGUGCAGGGCUUCAGCUCAGUUCUAAUGAAGACCCUCACAUGGAGGAGACACUGAAGGCAGGGGCGUACGUCUGCUGGUGUGUGCAGUCCUUAGUGACUCUGGAGCAGGGAGGAGGAAUCAGCCUCAGCAGUCUGGAGUCUCAGCUGGAGACACUUUUGGAGAAUAUUGUCACAUUCAACCCCCCAGAGACAGGUUUGGAGCAGCGACACAUGGCCUUGUGCCGUCUCUUCAGCGACACUCUGGCUUUGUUGAACAGAGUUGGCAUCUCGUCCGGCGAAGCUCUUGCUGCUCGUGUUAUCACCUGGCUGGACAAGAAGGGGAGGGGCUUUCCCAUUCUGCCUCUACUCACAGCCUGCACUCGUUGCCUGGCAUCAGUACGACACAUGACUCGCAUCAUGGAGGCGUGCAUCACAGCCUACUUUAACCACGCUGAGGAGGAGUCUGUUGGUUGGGGUCCAGUGUUGGCAUCUCUGCAGGUGCCUGAACUCACAGUGGAUGACUUCAUCUCCGAGAGCCAAUCUGGAGGCAGCUUCCUGACACUCUAUGCCUUCAUUUUACAACGCCUCAACAGUGAAUACACAGCAGCCAAUGAGAGGAGGACGCUGUCUCUGAUUAACACAUGGACCAGUCAGGUUUCUCCCAGUGGUCCAUGUGAUGAAGCUAAGCUCUUACUCUGGUGGCACAAAUCUCUGAACCUGUCAGUGGAGCAACUCCAGCCCCAAGCAGGCCUCAGUGAAGUGUCAGGAGUCAUCAUGAAUCUGAUGAAGCUGCAGACCAGGCUCCUCCAGCUGGGAGAAGAACGAGUCAACUCUGGGCUGCUGGCCGCAAUAGGCCUGGGAAAGAGAUCUCCUGUUUCAAAUCAAUUCAGGGUCUUGGUUCGAAGUCUGGCAACCUUCCUCUCAGUCCAGGUGCAAUCAGAAACCGAGGUUCGACUUCAGCCCACCACUGAGCUGCAGCUCUCUGUGAAAGCCCAACAAGCCUUAGGGACUUUAGAGACCCUGCCUAGCAACAAGCAUUACGCAGAGUUUCAGAACCCUGUGAAAAAGGUUGUCCAGUUCAUCCGUUCCCCAGGACACUGCCUUAAAGACGCACCACGAUUUUUGUCCCUGCUUGCCAACCUCCUGUAUCCUGACCUAAGAUAUCUGAACAUUAUCCGUUAACUGAACCUGACCUGCAGCACAUGCUGCAGGCUGAGGGGAUGUAAGCUCCCUGUGGAAAAUACGCUGACCAUAACAGUCUGCUGACUACAGAUGAACCCUCCCGGAGCACAAGAGUUUCCAAGUAGUUGCACUUUUACUGAGUUACUUUUAAAAAUUCUUAGAAAGAAAAAGAAGACUUUUCAUCAAAGCUGGUUAUGCCUUUAUAAAAAGUAAUGAUAUUAAUGACCAUAAUCUUCUGCCCAAUGAACAAUGAAGCAUUGCCGAUCGAAUUAGAAGGGUAAGAAAUGAUGUGUUAAAUGAAAUGCUAAACUGUGAUACACAUAUCUUUCCUGUCAUGCGUUAUUCCUCUGUUGCUUUUUUUUUUUUUUUUAAGUGCCAGAUUUUUCUCAAAUCUGUCAAUUCUGUCGACAAUUUCAGUGAUACAUCUAUUUAUCCUGGUAUAAUCAUUGGAUCAGGGCUCAACUCUGGUGUCUGUGUGUUAAUUUGACAUCUGUCUAUGAAUCAAAUGGGUAAGAAGUCAAAGGACGCAUUUAACAUGAAGGAACUGGAGUAUAGAAGGGCAGAAGGUGACGUCAAUAUCCGACCUGAGGAUUUGCUGUUAAUUCUAAGUCAAAAUCACACUUUGACCUGAAAUUUCCCACCCUUUGGUACUGUAAAUUUACAGAAAAAACAAUCGCUGCCUCCACAAAGUGAUCAUGAUAAUUACACAUCUGCCAGUAUUACUUUAAUGUCCAAUUAUGAUGCUUUGCUCAUGUCUGCCAAAGAGAUAGUUUUAUUUGUUUAGCUUCAUAAACCAUGACCAUGACCA
Messenger RNA from Cynoglossus semilaevis (tongue sole), 8560 nucleotides. RefSeq names its product ectopic P-granules autophagy protein 5 homolog (C. elegans) (gene epg5). The record is from RefSeq and is a predicted model, not a curated record. Bases 1 to 7752 code for a protein of 2583 amino acids. The transcript is spliced from 45 exons. Gene Ontology annotation, cellular component: cytoplasm. Lineage: Eukaryota; Metazoa; Chordata; Actinopteri; Pleuronectiformes; Cynoglossidae. Gene Ontology annotation, biological process: autophagosome maturation.